CGAUAAGAAUCUCAUCACGAAAAUAAACGAACCCACACUCAAUAGCAACCAACAUCGAGACUCUGUCUGUCUGUCUACUUCUUGACACUUGAAUCCCACGGAGAAGCGUCUCACCCAGCCGACGCCCACCCCAAAAGACAAAAACAAAAUGACCACCCCACAACCCCCGACUACCCCAGAUCAGCAACAACAGCAGCAGCAGCAGCAACAACAAGCCACGCUCCAAAGCCAGCGGGAAGCCGACUACCAACGCUUCAAGACCUACGCCGCCUGGACCUUCCUGGUUGCCUCCCCGAUCCUCAUCGCCCUCCCGCCGCGCAAGCUCGACAACCUGACCGUCCUCCAGCUCAGCGCCUUCUCGAUCUCGGCCAACCACCUGACGCGCGAGCGCACCGGCCGCAGCAUCGUCGACCGCCUCGAGGACAAGAUCUCCGCCGGCCGCAGCCACCCCCUGGCCUCGCUGGGGAACGGGCUCCCCAGCGAGCGGGCGCUGGAGAUCCAGGCCCGGCUGAAGGCGGACCGCGAGCGGCAGAUCGAGGAGGCCAAGGGGGAGGAGCUGGCCAAGCUGAAGGCCCGCGAGGAGUUCGACAAGCCCGUCCUGCAGCGCGUGUGGAUGGGUGGCGAGACCGAGGGGUGGAAGGAGCGGCGCCUGCGCGAGGAGCAGAAGGCCCUCGAUGAGGGAAAGGGGUAUGGGGAUUUGAUCCGCGAGCAUAUUUGGGAUGUCUGGACUUGGGGGAAGGGGGAUGGUGAGGGGGAGGGG
Molecule: messenger RNA, 760 nt
Organism: Aspergillus fijiensis CBS 313.89
Lineage: Eukaryota; Fungi; Ascomycota; Eurotiomycetes; Eurotiales; Aspergillaceae
Exons: 1
Source: RefSeq, a predicted model, not a curated record